UUCAUCAAUACGUAUACAAAUGUCUCUACUCAAAACCAACAUUUUACUUUUAUUUGCAAUUUCUCUUUUCUAUGGCUCUUUAGCCGACGAUUUGAGACAAGAAUUCUUAGAGCCCCAAAACGAAGCCCGGAACGCAGUUGGGCUUGACCCAUUGGUUUGGGACGAUGAGGUCGCUGCUUACGCCGCCAGCUAUGCAAACCAGAGGAUCAGUGAUUGUGCAUUAAUCCAUUCGAAUGGACCAUUUGGAGAGAACAUAGCGAUGAGUAGUGGAGAGAUGUCGGCUGAGGAUGCUGCGGGGAUGUGGAUCAACGAGAAACAGUAUUACGACUACAGUAGCAACACGUGCAACGAUCCAAACGGUGGCACGUGCCUACAUUACACACAAGUGGUCUGGAGAAACACUGUUCGAUUGGGAUGUGCUAAAGUUGUGUGUAACGGUGGUGGUACUUUUAUUACAUGCAACUAUGACCCUCCUGGUAAUUACAACGGAGAAACACCAUACUAAUUAAGUAUUUAUAUUUUCGUGUGGCUUUUGAUGCAUAAUAAAAUGAGAUAAUGAGCUGUUACUGGCCAAUCCUUCGCUGUACAUGAGAAAGAAGAUAUAAACAAUUUUUAAUAAUGAUGACAUCCACCACCUCUCAAAAAAAAAUUGGCUGGCUAAUUUUCCUAACGCUACCUUCAAAGAAAAAUUCAAAAUUCAAAAAAAAAAAAAAAAAAAAAAAA
Messenger RNA from Camelina sativa (false flax), 723 nucleotides. RefSeq names its product pathogenesis-related protein 1A-like. Lineage: Eukaryota; Viridiplantae; Streptophyta; Magnoliopsida; Brassicales; Brassicaceae. Gene Ontology annotation, cellular component: extracellular region. The record is from RefSeq and is a predicted model, not a curated record.